CGAAUAGCUGUUUUCAGUUUGGAAACGAGCAAUCAGCUGGUACAAGUUUUCUCGUCAUCACCAUGUUUACGGUCUGUCUCAUCGCAACCUUUUCUGAUCACCAAGGAAAUCCAGCAGUUAAUGGUUCAGUACACACCAGAUUAUUCAGGGCGACGCUUGCACCUGAUCACAGCAGUUGACGUGUCAUCAAAACUGCUGCUGAAUGCGUGGAUAGCGUACGCAAAAGCGGAAGAGCCCAACAUCUCGAAAAUCUACGAUAUGCGAGUGCCAAUUGAUGAGGAAAGCAUUAUAGUCAAAAAGCUACCAAUAACAAACCCGUACAGUAUUCCGCGCACUUUUCGACUGACUUCUUCUCGUUCGGAUCUUGUGGAAGUCGGCGAUGAAGUGCUGCAAAUUCCCGGUCUUGGCUCACUAUCAGCAAAGUUGCUCUUCCACAACGUGAUUCGAAAUCCGAUUCGAUUGGAGGUGAUGAUUUUCGUGUUCAACGGCGAGACUGGACAACAAGAAGAGACAAUCAAGCUCGAACGUACUUAA
Messenger RNA from Ostertagia ostertagi, 534 nucleotides. NCBI's taxonomy places the organism in Eukaryota, Metazoa, Nematoda, Chromadorea, Rhabditida, Trichostrongylidae. The record is from the annotation of a GenBank genome assembly.